Molecule: messenger RNA, 6014 nt
Organism: Epinephelus fuscoguttatus (brown-marbled grouper)
Lineage: Eukaryota; Metazoa; Chordata; Actinopteri; Perciformes; Serranidae
Product: prostaglandin E2 receptor EP2 subtype-like
Exons: 2
Coding region: 420-1460 (346 amino acids)
Biological process (GO): inflammatory response; cellular response to prostaglandin E stimulus; positive regulation of cytosolic calcium ion concentration
Cellular component (GO): plasma membrane
Molecular function (GO): prostaglandin E receptor activity
Source: RefSeq, a predicted model, not a curated record
UUUUCUUUUAUUUCCUGCUAUAGGAAAAAUCAUUUCAUUUGAACUGAUGCAGAAGUGAUGUGAUGUCAUAUCACAAUUACAUGUAGAACUUGAUGUGUAUGUAUAAUAUAUAUGAUUCAUGUGAAUAUGUAUAUGUUGUCUCUUGUUACGUCGCCUGAUGUUACUGUAAACUGCAGUGAUGAAAUAAGAUCCAGCAACACUGCUAUUGUACUGCUGCGCGACAUCUGACUGGGUGACUCAUGCGCUCUUACGAAGUGUGUUUGUCAUUCUGUUGCGUUUUUUCCCUAGAAACCGCGUUGAUCGGAUGACGGGCGGGGCGCAAACCCCAGCUCUGUGGUUGUAAAGUUCGCAGUUCAAACGGCUGAGUUUGAGGAGAACAGCUCUGAAGUUUACUGGCUUUGAUUGUCAUUUGAACGUCUAUGGCAAAUCAUUCUUGCUAUGACACUGACUACGUACAGUAUGGACAACCCAUCACAUCUGGUGUGAUGUUCUCGUCCGGUGUCCUGGGCAAUAUCGUGGCGCUGGUCCUGCUGGAGUUGCGGCGCAAGCGGACCAGUCCGUCCCUGUACCGGAGUCUGGUAACUGCGCUCCUCAUGACAGACCUGUUUGGUUCCAUCUCUGUGAGUCCUAUUGUGCUGACCUCUUAUGCUCGGAAUACAUCUCUAGUCGGAAUGAAUUCAGACAGGGUGCUGUGCUCCUAUUUUGGCUUCAGCAUGACCUUCCUGAGCCUCUCCACGCUGGCGAUCCUGUGCGCACUUGCGCUCGAGCGCUACAUCUCCAUAGGCCACCCUUACUUUUACGAGAGGCAUCUGAGCAAACGCUUUGGUUACAUCACUAUUCCUCUUAUUUACCUGAGCAGCAUCCUGUUCUGCGUCGUUCCUUUUUUCGGUUUCGGUAAGUACGUGCAGUACUGCCCGGGGACAUGGUGCUUUCUGAAGAUGAGCGACGAUGAAGGGGAGGCUAUAGUUUACAUCGUAUUGUACGCAUCUUUCAUUCUCAUCAUGAUGUCCAGUACGGUGGCGUGCAACGUAUCAGUCAUUAUCCACUUGGUGAGGAUGCACAGGAAGCGCAAAGGACGCAGUCGUGCAGUGUCGGCGCACACCAGGUACCAAAGGUCUCUGUCCAUGGCGGAGGAAGUGGAGCAUCUCCUGCCGCUGGCGAUCAUCACUGUGGUCUACAUUUGCUGCACCUUUCCAUUAGUGCUCCGAGUAUACAUAAACCUCUCAGGCAAAGGUGACAAGCAGUUUAGAGCUGACCUUAGGGCUCUCCGUUUACUGUCUUGCCACACCAUCCUCAAUCCCUGGGUCUUCAUCUUUCUCCGCCCCACCAUUCUGAGAGUCAUCUGGAGGAAGUUGCGCAAACCGCACAAGUCAGCAUGCAUCUGGGGGAAGAGUUCUCAGUCCAAGCUGACUGAGGGAACGUCCUGCUGUGCAGCUCCGGAGGCAGGGAAAGGAGGAUGACUGGGGACAGGAAUACAGAUACACAGGCCCACUCAGACUCACGGUGGUCUCUGUCUGUGUGUGGACUGAAGAAAGGCUGCAAACUAAACAGAGCUGAUCUUAUCACAUCUCAAAUGGCAUGAUUUUAAUAACAGGACGUGCACUGGAGUGGUGAGUCACGUGAAACUGAUGGUUGCUUUCCAGGAAGUAGGCUUGUGGUGAAACAUGUGACUUGAAUUAUGAGAGUGGGCCUAGCUGUUCAGCUGUUAUCUGAACAAUGUGUGUUCACUGAGAUGUAGGUGAGAUGCAGCAGUCAGUGGAUAAUUUCACAGAGGUUUCAUUGUGAAACUAAGUCAUUUAUCUUACAUUAAGAUCAUCUGUUUCAGGAAAUCAAUCUAUAUGAAAUACAACACAGUGUCAGGAAAUUAACUUGGCAGAUGUAAGAAGAGUGAAGCAUGAUGAACCUGCUCACAGCAUGUGAGCCAUGAGAGUUUCCGCUCCUCACUCACAGAGCUACGUUCCCUCCACUUCCCCCCUCAAAGUCACACCGCUCAAAUUGCUUUACUAUUCAUUUUUGACAGAAAAUAGUGUCUUCGCAACACACAAGUCCAUUCUGGGUUGGACAUGCUUGAAAGUUGUGGUGUGAGCAGUGUUGGAGAGUAAUCUCGGGGGUUAUGACGAUGCCUCAACAUUUAGAAAAAUCCACUCUAUAUGCCAUUCAGCCUUCCGUUCUGCUCAUAUACUUACGUUAUAUUAUAUAUCGUUACAGCGAUAUACCAUUUUCAAGGUAUACCCUGAUGGAAUAGUCAAUCAACAACAUUUGGGACACAUAGCCCAAAAGAAAGGUUCAGUAAGAAGCAGAGAGAACAAAAAUUAAUUAGCCAAUCUAUUAACAGUAAUCUUAUUUUUGAUAUUUCUUCACCGUGCCACAAGCUUUGAUUUUAAUGCUAAGUGAAUACAACACACACAUGCACAAGGAGGCAGAGGAAACAGUGACAACAUUCUGAGUUUUACUAACAGCAUUUAUAUUCCUAAAAUCUGUGGAAAAUCUGAGGGCGCCAUAUGGGCCUGCUUAUUACUCUAUUGACCCGUUAGUAAUUAACUUCCCUAUUUAGCAUUUAUAAGCAGUAUAAAACCACUUCAUACACUGUUUCUUACACUCUAAUGUUCAUGGUGUCACAAGGAGAUACUACAUUUUAAGUGUUUACUAAUGUAUUUAUCAACAAUUAUAACUUCUACAAAGCAAAAAUGCAACUGUGUAGAAACAUAUUUUAUGAUUGCACAAAUUCAUUAACUGUUAUUGUUAACUAUGUUUAAUUAUACACAUUAAAAUCAUUGAAAGGAAGGUCGUAGAAAACAAACAACUGUGUGAUAAACCUUAAAAUAUUAAAAUAUAUCUAAUAUAUAUAAUGUUGUUGUUUGGGUCAUAAUGACAUUGUACAUUGUUAAAACACACACACACACACACACGCACACACACACACACACUAUGAGAAAGAUGGACGAAAUUAAAGAGGGUUAAUAAAUUAUUCUGUUUCUGAGUUGAACAAUGAAGGUGUGAAAGAUAAACAGAUUAAGUUAAAUUUGAUGAACUGCGAGUAAAGAAAAGUGUAAAGCUUCCUGUUAAUACUCCAUUUAAAGUAAACCCAAAAACAUUUCAUAGUUCUGAUUUUUCAAUAACCUUUGACAACAUUUUAUCUUUGUAAUAGUAAAGGUGUACUCAGUUAAGACAGCUUGUUCUCGUUCCAAAGCUAUCAAAUAUCACCGCUUUGUUAGUGGUUUUGUUGUCAGACACCUGAUGCCAAAAGCCACAUUUUGGGAUGUCAGUACACAAUGACCUUAAUAGCCUAAGAUUUAAAUGCUGCCAGUAACGGUGUAAUACAAGGAGCUGGAAAGUCCAUAUAUGGGGGAUGGGAGAGGUGGUGGAUGGAUCUAACAAACCCCAAACACCUGGGAGCCUGGUGUAUGCAUGUAUAUGAAUGCAGAGCCAAACCAUGGUGUUUUUUCCUAAGCUUAACCGUUCGCUUUUGUCACUGGCAUUGUUUAGGGCAACCCAGUGGGUCAACAGCAGACACAGGAGGAUACCUAGCGUGUAAUAUGUAGACGUCAAAGUCUACUGACAAAGCGGCAAUAUGUGACGACUUGGGAUGAGAACGUGUUGGUUAAGACUACUUGAUUGUUGAGCAGUUGGCUCAAUAUCCAAUCACACUCAGCAUGUCAAUAUUGACACACAUUUUUCUCUGGUUUUUGUGUUUGUUUUGUGUGAAUUACAGAACAUCUGACAAAAUCAAAUCUGCUAGGAAAGUGGAGGGAAUGCAUACAAUUAAAUAGUUUUUUCAAAAAGCAGUUUAGUAUUAGCCGAUAUUUAGAAUGCACAAAGUGGUGAUAGAUAAAAAUUAAGAUCACAGUACUGAAUGUGACCUUUAGUUAUGAUCCUCAGAUACUUAUCUCCAAAUAUAUCACCCUUGUUCUCACAAUGACACAAACAGGAUAUGACCAAUUAGUACCCAUGACAUAGUCUUUCACAGAAAAAUGGACCACUUCCUGUGUAAUUGCACGCAUUCACUCAAAAUAUUCAGUGACUUAAAUUAAUCUGCUGACUUACAACUGGUAGAGUUUAUCAUCAUUAAAUGUUUUUUUGGACAUUCACUGGAGAAUAAAUUUAAGUAGGUUUGGGUAUUGUUAAAAAAAAUUACAAUACCAUGAAACUUGAUCCAUGGAGGUUUUGUUUUUGUAAUACUUUUAUCAAGCCAGGAAAAGUGACUUAAAUAUCUGUGAUGUCACCACAAUGUAAAGUCUUUCCCAUUCCCAGGUCAUCAAAUACCGAUGCUCACGCACCUUGGCAUGUGAAAUCAAGCCAAAGGCAGCCUUUAGUGUCUUUAUGGACCUGCAUUUGUAUAGCGCCUUUCUAGUUAUCCAGUGACCACUCAAAGUGCUUUUUACACAUUCACCCAUUCACACACACAUUCAUACACUGGUGGCCGAGGCUACCAUACAAGGUGCCACCUGCUACACUCAUACACCGAUGGAACUGCCAUCCAGUUUGGGGUUCAGUAUCUUGCUCAAGGAUACUUCAACAUGCAGCCUGGAGGAGCCCGGGAUCAAACUGCCUAUCUUUCGAUUGGUGGAUGACCCGCUCUACCUCUGAGUCACAGCUGCCCAUGAGACACAUAGGCUUUAAAAUGACUCUAAUGUAAUCCCAUAUGAGGCAAUAUUUGAUGCUGAGAGCAGCUGAUGUGGUAUAAAGAGCAAGAAAGUCUGCAUAGGGUGGAAGGGAGGGGAGGUGGACCAAACAAAACAAGACAUUCAGCCAGGACAACACAGUUCGUGUCCCAUGUAAAACCAAAAGCUGACAUUGUUUAAGGUGAUGUUACAUAACUUAUGUACCUCCAUCCCAUGUCAAAUCAAAAGUCAGUGUUGUUUUCAGAUAAUACAAUACAAUACAAAUUUAUUAAUAUAGCAUAUUUAAAAACAACAGCGUUGACCAAAGUGCUGUACAAAAAAUAAGCAUGACAAAAAUACAAAACACGAAAAGUUUGUUAACACGAAUUAAGAACACAAAAUUCAGACCACAAAGCAUCCCGCUAUCACACAGAGACUGAGAAGGCCAGAGAAAACAAAUGGGCUUUUAAACGAGACUUAAAAACAGGCAGGGUAGGGGAAGUCUAAUCUGGAGGGGCAGCUCGUUCUAAAGUUUGGGGGCGACAACGGCAAAGGCUCUGUCACCCCUCUGCUUUAGCCGUGUUUUCCGGACAGCCAGGAGCGAUCUGUCAGCAGACCUCAAUGGUUGAGAGGAAACACGGGUGCAGGAGGUAGAGCUUAGAUUCUCUGCCCGAGCCCGAGCCUGGCCCGACCCGGCCAGCAGGCCCAAGCUGGGUUGGGCCGGAAAAUAAAGAAAAUGCUCCAAUGACACUUCAUGAGGCCGUCACAAGUUGCUAGUUAACCUAGGAAUGAGAACAGGUUGGCCAAGCGAGAACUCUCAGCAGGGCCAGAAGGAGAGACACUACAAUGUAUAUUCAGUGGGCUGCACACCCUUGAAGUAAACCCUGAAGGCGGGAAGUUUUCAGCUUAUAUUCCUGGCAAGUAUUUCUCACUGGACUGAAUAGGUGCCAUGUUAUGGUCCAGUAUCGAGAUCCAAUUAUAUCUGUCCUGAAUUUUUAUUUUUAGGUUGUGACCGUUAACCACAUAAUAUAUUUUUAUUGUCUAAUUGUAUAUUGAAGGAAUAGCAGUCUACUUACAUAUAAAUGACUUACAUAUAAAUGUAUUUAUUAUUGUACUUCUAACUUUUCACUGCUUUUGUGAUCUAAAAUGAAUCCUUACAUGUGCUGUGCUUAUUUAUUUUUAAAUCAUUUAUAUCAAUCCUAUGACUGUCCUGGUAUAGGCAACUGAUCUCUACUUUCUAUUUUUCUACUUCUAGUCACGUAUUUCUAUAUUUAUGUUUAGCAGAGAGCUGUUUUAAGCUGUUAAAGCUGUAUGUUAAUUCUAUAUGGAUUAUGUUGUGCAUCCACUGAUAAUGCUCUUCUUUGAAGCCUUGAAGAAAAUCUGCUGUUGCUGACAUGUCAGUUUAUGAAAUAA